Messenger RNA from Drosophila sechellia, 579 nucleotides. It is a transcript of the gene Gr58a, whose product is annotated as Gustatory receptor 58a. Gene Ontology annotation, biological process: sensory perception of taste. The transcript has a single exon. Gene Ontology annotation, cellular component: membrane. NCBI's taxonomy places the organism in Eukaryota, Metazoa, Arthropoda, Insecta, Diptera, Drosophilidae. Bases 78 to 524 code for a protein of 148 amino acids. The record is from RefSeq and is a predicted model, not a curated record.
UCCGGCAGGAUAACAGAGCUUCCAUCGAUUUCAUAGAACAGUUGACGGGUGUCCUUUGCCGAAAGCAGUUGUCCGAAAUGCUGUUGAAAUUCAUGUACAUAUAUGGAAUAGUCUGUGGUCUGAUGCCUGCUCCUCUGAAGAAAGGACAGUUUCUUUUGGGAUACAAGCUGAGAUGGUACCUCAUCUAUACGGCCUGCCUGCACGGCGGUCUGCUGACGGUCCUGCCCUUCACAUUUCCACACUACAUGUACGAUGACAGCUACGUGAGCAGCAAUCCAGUCCUGAAAUGGACUUUUAAUCUAACCAACAUCACCCGUAUUAUGGCCAUGUUUUCGGGCGUUCUCCUGAUGUGGUUCAGAAGAAAAAGGCUCUUGGAUUUGGGUGAAAACUUAAUACUUCACUGCCUUAAGUGCGAAAAACUGGAUAAUCAUUCUAAGAAGUAUUCUAAAUUACGGAAAAGAGUUCGAAAUGUACUUUUCCAGAUGUUACUCGUCGCACAUCUCAGCAUUUUUGUGGGGCUUUAAUUUUGUUUAGAAUUGAUUCAGUACAAAGAAAUAGUAAAACUGCAAUGAUUGUAGC